Molecule: messenger RNA, 1740 nt
Organism: Lachancea thermotolerans CBS 6340
Lineage: Eukaryota; Fungi; Ascomycota; Saccharomycetes; Saccharomycetales; Saccharomycetaceae
Product: KLTH0G08888p
Exons: 1
Coding region: 1-1740 (579 amino acids)
Source: RefSeq, a predicted model, not a curated record
AUGUCGCUUCGUACGCGAGUCUGCGCCACACCGCCGCUCUUUCGUGCGACGCUAGCUCCCGCGAUCGCGCGCAACGACACGCCGCGCUGCGCGCGCCCGCAGCGCGCCACGCCACGCUCCCAAAGAGCCGCAAACGCGCUCAGACGUGGCCGCCGCAGCGCACGACUCAGGCCGGUGCUCGCGGCCCGCGCGGGCGCUACGGGCUCGACGUCGCGUUGCACGAAAGACUGUUUCGAUCGUCGUGCACGGAACCCCCUAGCAGCCUCCACCUGCUCAAUUUCGACCUGCUGCUCCAGUAGCAGCAGCAGCAGCAGCGUUAUUGACACACACAAUAGGGCGAAAAGCUUGAAAAGUUCCGACAGCUUUCAGAACCCCACGGAUCCAGCAGCGACCCGCCAGCAACGCCAGAGCCUGCGACGCGACAGAAACCCAGUGCGCCAGCGCUUGUCACACACACAGACACACUCACCCAAGACUCGAAGCAGCGCCUUUCCCCUCGGCGUUACCAGCAUGGAUUUCGACGAAGACACCUACGACACCUACGAAGACGCCUCGGGCGAGCUGCCCUCGCCCGUGGCCAGCGAGCGGUCGAUGAUCUUCGAGCGCAACGUGGAAGAGCCACGGGCGCCCGGCGCGGCGGCCGCCCCGGCGGCCAGCACUACGAGUGCGGGCAGCGGGCACGACAGCGAGCGCGCGGCGCGCGACAGCGCCAGCGCCAGCGGGCGGCACGCGCUCGAGGACCUGGUCGCGCCCGCGCUCGACGCUUCGGCGUCGAUCGUCAACGACCAGGACACAGACCUCGACAACGUCGAGAUGAUAUACUCGGGGCGGCCCUCGACGCUGGGGCUCGAUCUCGCGCUGGGCCGCACGCGCACCAACUCGUUCCAGAACCUGCCCGCGCUGUCGCGCGCGGGCAGCACUGCGAGCGCGAUCAGCAUGAGCUCGGCCGCGUCGGCUGCGUCGGGCGCCUCGUGCGCGUCGUGCACGUCCAAUGCGUCCAACGCGACCGCUACGGAUCGGCCCCGCGUGCUGCGCUUCUACUCCUACGCGGACAUGCUAUCCGACGAAAACGCGCACUCGCGCCGCCCGUCCCUGACGCAGUCCACGUCGUCCUCGCUGCUCAGACAGUCCCCGCAGCCCUCCUUCUCCAACCCGUUCUCGCCCUCCAACAGGCGCAACUCCAACUCCUCGGGCCUCAGCCCGGGCCUCGCCGCGCCCACCCUGAGCUCCCGCCACUUGCCCAACCACCUCACCACCUGCUCGCGCUCCCCGACGCUGCGCGCGUCCACGCCCGUGGGCCAGCCCACGCCUACAGCCACGCAGCUCCCGGCCGCGGGCCCGCAAGCUCGCAAGGAGCGGAACAAGUUCCACCUGGAAAGCAGCGGCAGCGAUUGCUCCACCAGCGACGAGGAGUCCGACCAGGACAUGGCCACCUCGCCCAACUCUCCCACCCUAAUGCAAUCUGCCGCUAAUUCGCAGCCCCUCUACAACACUGUCACGGGGCCCCGUCUUACCAGGGCUUCUACGCAAAACAGCUUCAAGAAAGCGCGUCCGCCCUACCGCGUGAGGACCUACUCCAGCGCGAGCUCCAUGUCGCCGCUGUUCCACGCCAGCAGGGCCUCCUUCUCCAACCAGGGCGCUGCACAGAACCUCAAUGACGUCCUCUACGACGACAGUCUACAGACGAGCUCGGUGGGCGAUGUGCUACGGAAAAAGGUCAGCAACGCAGGGGACGUUUAA